AUGGUUUCAGGAAGAAUCCUUGCCCCUAACUCCAAGACUACUCCCGUCUUUCACUAUGAAGGAGAGACGAUCGUCGAUCUUGGAGAUUCUGAAAAUUUCAAAGCGGAUCUCACAGGCAAAUCAUCUGUCCUUGGCUUUGGUGUUGUUGCCAAGGGCCAAGUUCAAUUCAGGGCCCAGUACAUAAUCAGUGGUCGGAAAAACCUCGCCAAUACCUUUGGUCUUUUCCAAAUUGGCCGUGAAGUGCUCAUCUCUGGUCAUAUAACAGGAUACGACCAGGAUGAGUAUAUGUGGAUUGUAAAUGCCUUGUCUGUUUCCAUUGCUUCAGGCCAUCAAAGCGGAAUAUCACAGUCAUCCAGUAGUAAUGCAAAGGCUGCGACUAUGAGGCGUAGACCAGGCCUAAUAUCUUUAGAAGACGAUAAUGACCCUGUUGGGGUUAACACCGGCUCAGCUCACAACAUGCCCAAGGCUAACUCAAUCUCAGGUGAAGGGGCCAAUGGCUCUGGUCCUCUUCCAGAACCGGUCACUGACCCCGGAGCAGUUCUUUCUCCUGGAUCAUACUACAAAAGCCUUGCAUCGACUCCAAGCAGAAAGCGAACUAAGAAGGAAAUCUUAGCUGACGCAAAGAGGGCAAAGGCUGCUCUUGCUUAA
Puccinia graminis f. sp. tritici CRL 75-36-700-3 is the source of this 648-nucleotide messenger RNA. RefSeq lists its product as uncharacterized. NCBI's taxonomy places the organism in Eukaryota, Fungi, Basidiomycota, Pucciniomycetes, Pucciniales, Pucciniaceae. The record is from RefSeq and is a predicted model, not a curated record. The transcript has 4 exons. The coding region runs from base 1 to 648 and encodes 215 amino acids.